AUGUCCGAUAACCACGGGUCCAAAAUCGACAAAUGCAAUGAUGGUGAUUGGGAAAUAGUGGAACUCGAAGAGUCCCAUCAAGAACACGCUGAUGAGGCUAUUCGUCCGAUUCUAGGCCUCUACUGCAGUGGCAAGUUCGCAUUGCAGAUAAAUGGUAGAGAGAAUACGCGUCGCACGGUCCUACCAGAACCAGGGCGUCACAACUACAAAUUUCCAAUAUUCCUUAAAAAUCAUGGGUCAUUAUAUGACGAACAGGCCCAGUGUAUACUUUUUAGGCUUCCAAUUGAGCUUCGACUUCGAAUUUAUGAGGAGGUUCUCCGCAUCAAGUCACCCAAAGUACAACUAAAAUGGUAUCCAGCAAGCCACCGAACUUCUCCUCACUUAUCGGUUCUCUCUAUUAUUGAAACCUGUCGAAGGAUACACGCCGAGGCCGAGCCUAUUUUUUAUUCUAUCAACUACAUACAGUAUUCUGUCACAACGCCUAGGCCAAGCACAAGUUUCUUUCAAACAAUCUCUCCAACACGCCUUGAAUCCAUACGAAGUCUAAUAAUCUCUGUUUCCUCUGGUGGAGAGGCACUACACAUAAUCCGAGAGUUGAUGCCGUUAACUAAGUUGCAGAAGCUGAUGAUAGAGCGACAGCAGUGCGUCCGUUACAUUGACAUUCAGGCAUGGAUAGUUCUAGCUAAGCAACUCAAGAUGGAGCUGGAGAAGUUAAGCGAACUGCAGAUACUAGACAUAAUCACUCCAGAGACCCCAAAGCAGACACCGGAAGAAGAACAAAGGAUGCGGCGAUUAGAUCAGGUUGAUGACUUUUUGCGAGAAGUCACCAGUGAAAACAAACGCCCCGCCGUUGCCUGA
Molecule: messenger RNA, 858 nt
Organism: Pochonia chlamydosporia 170
Lineage: Eukaryota; Fungi; Ascomycota; Sordariomycetes; Hypocreales; Clavicipitaceae
Exons: 1
Coding region: 1-858 (285 amino acids)
Source: RefSeq, a predicted model, not a curated record